Messenger RNA from Puccinia triticina, 744 nucleotides. RefSeq lists its product as uncharacterized. Lineage: Eukaryota; Fungi; Basidiomycota; Pucciniomycetes; Pucciniales; Pucciniaceae. The transcript has 9 exons. The record is from RefSeq and is a predicted model, not a curated record. Bases 1 to 744 code for a protein of 247 amino acids.
AUGAUCACCCUGCGAUUCGGCUUGGUUGCCGCAAUCGGUUUGAUAACCGCGGAGAACUUCCAGUCGGCCAACGCGUGUUAUCCUUAUAAUGUGGUUCAGGAUGAUUGUAACAACGCAAUCGAAAAAAUUCAACUAGUAAACGAAAAACUGCCUGAGAAUGAAAACGAAAUAAGGGCUAUAUCGGGCACCUGUGCCGUCGUCGUCUGGAAUAAAAAAUGGAUUAAACAUGUCACCCGGGACCAAAUACGAGAAGCCGCUACUGAGCAUUUCAAGGGAUGUCCCGGCCAGGCUGGAAUAAUUCUUUUACCAAGCAACCAAGAACUCGCUUUAGAGUUCAAAAUCCGUGCCCCAGCUCUUUCACAAUGGGAAGCAUGGAAUGCGGAUGCCGAGUUCAAGAAGGCGUACUGCUUCCAGCCCGAAGACGAACUAGGUAUCGGCUCAAAAGAGGAUUGUAAGAUAGCCUAUAACACGGCCGUCCCGGUUAAUCCCCAAACCAAGUUUAUCUCUCGGACCUCAUGGUUCCAAGUGAAGUAUGGAUCAUGUAUGGUACGAUUUACCACCAGCGACGGAUCACCCAUUAGAAUGAAGAAGGAAGAUGCGGACCAGGCCAUCAUCGCGAUGUUUGACCAAUGUGAUAAGAUACCCGGUGCGGUGAAUCUGAACGGGGCUACAGGACCAAAUGGGAGACUCUUUGUCCGUACCAUGGCUACUAAGAAAAAGCGCCCCUCAUUACUCUUGAUUUAG